Solanum dulcamara is the source of this 1410-nucleotide messenger RNA. Its product is annotated as transcription initiation factor IIB-2. Gene Ontology annotation, molecular function: TBP-class protein binding. Gene Ontology annotation, cellular component: transcription preinitiation complex; nucleus. The record is from RefSeq and is a predicted model, not a curated record. The coding region runs from base 266 to 1255 and encodes 329 amino acids. Gene Ontology annotation, biological process: DNA-templated transcription initiation; transcription preinitiation complex assembly. Lineage: Eukaryota; Viridiplantae; Streptophyta; Magnoliopsida; Solanales; Solanaceae. The transcript is spliced from 8 exons.
UUUUUGUUUUGUGUUUAUUUUGUCAAAUUUCAAAAAGUGACGAUAACCACAAGAACCACAUGACUUUCCUACUCUUUCAUCCUUUCCCCCGCCACUUCCUCCGCUCAACUAUAAAUCCCUCUUCUUCUUCUUCUUCUUCUUCUUAACAACAAAUUAAUGUUUUUUCUUCUUUACAACCAGAAUCACAACUAACCCAAUUCAUCUUUUUCAAUUUCUCUCACAUUUGUACAAAAAAUUACACAUUUUGACAUAAUUUUUUUUACUAAUGGAUGCGUACUGUUCGGACUGUAGAAAGAGCACAGAAGUUGUAUUUGAUCAUUCAGCAGGUGAUAUGGUUUGUUCGGAAUGUGGGUUAGUUUUGGAAUCUCAUUCGAUUGAUGAAACAUCUGAGUGGAGAACUUUUGCUAAUGAGUCCGGUGAUAAUGACCCGGUUCGAGUUGGUGGACCCAUGAAUCCUUUGCUUUCUGAUGGUGGAUUAUCUACAGUGAUCUCCAAGCCUGAUGGAACUACCAGUGAUUUCUUGACAUCGUCUUUGGGUCGAUGGCAGAAUCGUGGGUCGAAUGCUGAUCGAUCCUUUAUUUUGGCUUUUAAAGCUAUUGGGGUUAUGUCUGAUAGGUUGGGCCUGGUUGCAACCAUAAAGGACCGAGCUAAUGAGAUAUACAAGAAGGUAGAAGAUCAAAAAUCUAGUAGAGGAAGGAACCAGGAUGCUAUAUUGGCUGCUUGCCUAUAUAUUGCUUGUCGACAAGAAGACAAACCUCGAACUGUGAAGGAAAUUUGCUCGGUUGCAAAUGGAGCUACAAAGAAGGAAAUUGGCCGAGCAAAGGAAUACAUAGUGAAACAACUAGAGCUUGAGAUGGGUCAAUCAGUGGAAAUGGGAACUAUACAUGCUGGGGAUUUCAUGCGACGCUUUUGUUCAAAUCUUGGGAUGACAAAUCAAGCAGUUAAAGCCUCUCAAGAAGCAGUCAAAAAAUCUGAAGAGUUUGACAUAAGGAGAAGUCCCAUUUCUAUUGCUGCAGCAGUUAUCUAUAUAGUCACUCAGCUUUCAGAUGAGAAGAAGCCAGUUAAAGAUGUGUCACUUGCAACUGGAGUUGCUGAAGGUACGAUUCGGAAUUCAUUCAAGGAUCUAUACCCACAUCUGUCAAAGAUAAUACCAAAUUGGUAUGCACAAGGAAUGUUGUGUAUCCGAGGAAUCUUCGAUGAAAUUAACAGAAGGGGAAGCUUCUUUUACCCCAAGAUGUGGGCUAAUACACAUUGAAUUAUUGAACAGAGAAGACUUAGGAUAGAUCUUCAAGUUACAUUGCAAGUUGUAAAUGUUUUUUUCCUUAAAAGUGAUACUCUUUCUUCAUAAACUACUGGACUGAGAUUAACAUGAAACUGUUGUGUUUUUAAAGAAACUAAGGAUCUUAUGAA